This is a messenger RNA of Xiphias gladius (swordfish), 4147 nucleotides long. It is a transcript of the gene fam20cb, whose product is annotated as FAM20C golgi associated secretory pathway kinase b. Gene Ontology annotation, cellular component: Golgi apparatus. Gene Ontology annotation, molecular function: protein serine/threonine kinase activity. The record is from RefSeq and is a predicted model, not a curated record. Gene Ontology annotation, biological process: protein phosphorylation. The transcript has 11 exons. NCBI's taxonomy places the organism in Eukaryota, Metazoa, Chordata, Actinopteri, Istiophoriformes, Xiphiidae. The coding region runs from base 794 to 2470 and encodes 558 amino acids.
CUACAAGGGGAUGCAUUCUCCUAUCCCGCUAUCCUCCUAGAGGUUGCCUGGCCCUGCGGGAGGAUUUCUGUCCCCUGUUACCUGUGCCAUUUAUUCCGUUGGCUCGCCUCGGGUAAUUAAUCGGGACCAGAUGUGACAGAUUUACGCACCUUGGAUCGCUGAGGUGGAUGAGAGCACACGCCUCGUGUACUUUUCGGGGACUUUCCCUAAAGACAUUUAAAUCUGAAGAGCUGCACUUCCCUUACAUUCUCCCUCAACGUCCCAGCUGAUUUCCAGCUGCUCUUCCCUUCACAAGCUCGAGGUUGGACGGUGAGACCGAUGCGCGCCCUCGGACCUCUUGGACCCACACGUUUACUGGAUCCGUUUCCCCGCGUAUCACAGCCGCUUUUGGAUCUUACAUACUUGUCCGCUGCUCUGUAUUCCUUCUGAAAUAUUUGUUGGUCGACAGGAGAGGGGAGAGCGGAAGUGUGAAGAGGAUGUGGCUUGCGCAAAUCGACGGCUGGUCUGAACCGACUCGACCUGUUUUACCUGGACACUUGCGGGCGAUUGUGCGCUUCUGAAACCUCGCCAGGACACCCGCGCGAAUAAAGCAGAACUCUGAUGUUGAAAAUACAAAGGCUGAAAACUGAAUCCUUUACUCAAGACGGCAAGUGAAGAUGGGUCCUACGUGUUUAAUGUAUAUUUCAUUAGAUUGGCGUCCAGUCUAAUAAACAUCAUCAGCGAUGUAGUCAGCUUGUUUAUCUGCGUGCUGAUCAUUUGCAGUAAAUACUCACAUCUGCUCAAAAGGGAGACCAUGAAGAUGAUCCUCCUGCGCAAAUUCCGGGUUUUGAUCCUCAUGGUGUUCCUUAUUGCAUGCUCGAUGCACAUAAUGAUAGACUUGUUACCAAAGCUGGAGAAGCACAGCAGCAGCGGCUGCUCCUGCUCCCACACGCCGAGCGAGGAGCCUCAGAGCUGGGGGAAGCAGGGCUGGCCUAACAAGCACACCCUGCGGAUCCUCCAAGACUUCAGCAACGAGCCCAGCUCCAAUGUUUCCUCCCACUCGCUGGAAAAGAUCCCAGUCACAGGCGACAAAACGCAGGCUUCCAGGAGGCUGGAGCACCACGGGCUGCGCGGUGACAGGAAGAGACAGUUCAUCCAGGACGCCGCAGUGACCAAGAACAUGCCGGUUAAGGGUUCAAGGUUGUUGGCUCUCUAUGACCACCCCUUAUAUAGAAGAGCCCUGCCACCUCUGACUGACGAGGACACGCUGUUCAACGUCAACACGGACAUCAGAUUUGACCCCAAAGCAGCAGAGGAUCAGGCAUGGAAUGCUGAAGGCAACAUGGAGGAGUUCAGCCCCACAGGGGAGCUGACGGCCGAUUCUUACCCCAACUGGCUCCGCUUCCACAUUGGGAUUAAUCGAUACGAGCUGUACUCCAGACACAACCCGGUCAUCGAUGCGCUCCUGAAGGACCUGGUCACCCAGAGGAUCACCAGUGUGGCAAUGAAGUCUGGAGGCACUCAGCUGAAGCUCAUCAUGACCUUCCAGAACUACGGCCAGGCUCUGUUCAAACCUAUGAAGCAGACCCGGGAGCAGGAGACCCCUCCAGACUUCUUCUAUUUCUCUGACUUUGAGAGACACAAUGCUGAGAUUGCUGCCUUCCAUCUAGACAGGAUCCUGGACUUUCGCCGUGUACCUCCUGUGGCCGGCAGGCUGGUCAACAUGACAAAGGAGAUCAGAGACGUCACGCGAGACAAAAAGCUCUGGAGGACCUUCUUCAUUUCACCAGCCAACAAUGUGUGUUUCUACGGAGAGUGUUCAUACUACUGCUCCACUGAGCAUGCUCUGUGUGGUAAACCAGACCAGAUAGAAGGAUCCCUGGCUGCCUUCCUCCCAGACCUUGCCCUCGCCAAACGCAAGACCUGGAGGAACCCUUGGAGACGUUCCUACCACAAACGCAAGAAGGCAGAAUGGGAGGUGGACCCAGACUACUGCGAGGAGGUCAAACAGACUCCACCUUACGACAGUGGGACACGACUGCUGGACAUCAUGGACAUGACCAUCUUUGACUUCCUCAUGGGAAACAUGGAUCGUCACCACUAUGAGACAUUCGAGAAAUUUGGAAAUGAGACCUUCAUCAUCCAUUUGGACAAUGGCAGAGGUUUUGGAAAGCAUUCCCAUGAUGAGAUGUCCAUCCUGGUGCCACUGACCCAGUGCUGCAGGGUCAGGAAGUCGACCCACUUGCGUCUGCAGCUGCUGGCUAAGGAAGAAUACAAGUUGUCCAUGCUCAUGGCAGAGUCCCUGGUGAAGGACCGCCUCAGUCCCAUCCUCAUCCAGCCACACCUGGAUGCAAUGGACCGCCGACUACGCCAGGUGCUGAAUGUGCUCUCAGAAUGCAUUGAAAAGGAGGGCUACAGUUAUGUGAUGGAGGACGACCUCCAGGGGGCUCGAGGGACAGACGGCAUUCACACCAGCCCACAACGGAGGUAGCUGGGUGGGGGCGCUGGCAGCUGGGUAGGACUGAAUCCUUGGAGAUAGGAGACUGGACUGAGCAGAUCCAGUCCUUCUUUUAAACUGUAACACAGAUGAGAACCAUCUGUACUGACUUCCUCAGAGGGCUUGAUUUUUGACGAACUCACGGGGAAGCCCACCUGCCUGAGCUACAUAUAAGCUGUCUGGAAGUGGAAGCCUGCUGGAUGGGACUGGACUUUGACAAACAGUGCAGCGACCUGACCCGCACCGACGCUCGAAACGCAGGCGAUGUCGAAGACUUCUGGAUGGAUCUGGGGCUGGACAGAACUGAAACAACCCCACAUCAAAGUAUCCAACCCUGAAUCUAGUGUAGGAUAGUACAUCACCACAGCUGACCCAAACACCCUCCGACCCACCGCAGCAUUACCAAACCAUGAAAGUCUUGCAAGAGACACCUGCUCUCUGUCUCGUUCAGGACCCUUUGUUGAAUUCAGUGAAUUCUGAGGGACUUGUGUAGAAUCUCCUGACCCUCCCCACCGCUCUCUUCACAAGCUGAAUUAUGUGUUUCUAUGUAUUGUUGGUAUUGGAAGUGUUUCGGUUGACCAUUCGCAGUGGAGGAGGAGGUGGAGGCUGACUUCCUGUUGUCUUAAUUAUCAAAAUGAUGUUUUGAGUUUUAUUGCAUAGUGUCUUUUUUUUUUUUUUUAAUUCUAUUUCUGCUGAGCUGUUUCAACCUCUACCAUUGGUAUUCAAGAUGGAAAUAUUUGAUUGGAGUGCAGGUUUACUCCUGGAUUUGUUCAUUAAUUUUGCCCAUAAAUGUCUUUGAGAGUGUAUUUAUUAAAAUUCAUAUUUAUUGUUUGAGAUUAAUACUAACACGACACCAUUUUUCUGUUAAAAAGAACAAUCGAAUUUACAUCACUGAGGUGUACUUCUUCCUUUGUCCAGCAGAGGGCAAACUGAGAACGUGCAAAAGUACCUGCCAGGUCUGUGACUCUCAGUAAAAUUAACCCUCUUCAUAUUUCAACCCAUUCCAAGUAUCAAGUCUGCUUUUAAAGCAGUUUAUAGUCGCCAUAAGUAUUGGUUAGAUUCAAAUGAGCAAGCCUGUGCCUCUGUUUACAACAUUUAAUCCAACUACUGUUUUUCUGUUUUUAUUUCUUUCAAUGCAACCGACAUGAGGUUAUGUUUAUGGUACCAAGAGCCAAAUGUGACACUAAUAGUUUUUUAAUUAUUGUUUCUUUGUAACAUAUUUGAUGUCCAGAUGUUGCUGUUGUGGAGAGAUUAUUUUUCAGGAUGUAUAUUUCAUUCAUCACCAACAGCUGAUAGCUUAACUGUUGGUGUCAACGAUUCAGUCGCUGGCUGAAAGUUAAUAUAUACAGUAGGAAAAAUCUAGUGCCUGUGCAAUGAUAGAAAUACUUGAAUGUCUGGUUUCAGAGCAGAAAGGUUUGAACUUCUCCCACGUACGAGAUAUAGAUAAGAUAAGGAGGUCUAGAUAAAUGUGUGUGCUGACUCCAUCUGUUUCCAUAAGGGUUUUAUAAUACAGUCUAAAUUGCCAUAGUCCUGUGUCAGGUCAGUACAGUGUGUUUGGACAUAUGGGUGGGUCCAUGGAGAACCUUUAGAUGAUGUGUUCUCGAAGCGAAAAUGCUUCUUUUUCUAUUCAACUCAUUGUUUCUGUGGAUUUUAUUGUUCAUUUCUUUACAU